AUGGCCGAGUGUGGACUCCUUUCGGAUCGCGUCAACCCCUCUCUCUCGCCUGAGACGAGUAGUCAUCCCUCUUCGCCUUCGACUCAAGUUGCCUCGCCACCUGUGUCACCAUCUCAGCGGUUUUCUGAACUCAACGUGGAGUGGGGGUUGCUCUCCAGUCCCUUCAGCGGCUUCCAAUCCCAAUCCCAAUGGUCUCCUUGGUCUGGGGAUACCAUUUUGCAUACCAUCGGGGCGACAUCUUCUAACAGAAAUGAACCUGGAACGCUGACUGACUACCGAAAUUUAGGAAUGAUGCCUUUCCGAGAUAACAACCAUUCGCUCCCAAUAAGGAUUAUUGAGUCACACGAAAUGUUCUGCACCGCAAAUCCGCCUCACAUUCCACCAGUCCUGCGCAUUCCAGCCGCUCGGGCGAACAAUUUGGUUGAAAGAGCUCAUAAAGCGGAAAAUUUUGGACCACAACUACUGCAUAUUGCCCUGGCUGUGAGACAUAUUGUCUAUAUCAUGGCGGAAGAGAUGUACACAUACGACCAGGACAGUCCUUCCUGCUCCGACGAUAUGCUUCAGCAAGUUCUGAGAGUUCGAGAAAUAAUCACCCAAUUCGAAACGAUCAUGGGAGGAACCAAAACGGGAGAACUCGAUUCAGAUGCAAUUCAGUAUACACUGUGCACGUUCUUCGAAACCCUUACCAAGGAGCCCCUCGCAGGCAGUGAUACAAUCGCAGAGUCUCGUGGCCUCUUUGACGCUCUCCGAGAUUCUGAGAAUUUCGCGAAAUAUGACAUGGAUGACGAGUCAUCGACCAGCGAAGGACAGUCUUCGUCAUCCGAGGAUAUUGAAAUGUCCGAGGAUUGUAAGACGCAAGUUACUUCCCCCCCAAAAAUAGUGUCACGUUCAGAAAGGUUGACACCACGCCUACUCCAACUUUCCUCGCUCCGACCUCGAAGCGAACUCCCAGAAUCCGGGCUAGAUCUCAGUGCCGCCACGACACUCGAUGUUGAAAGAAACGCUCGACCGUCGCGCAAGGCGGAAGCGAGCCCACAGUUAUCAGCGAAUACGAGGCAACAAAAAGACCUUGGGUACAGCCGAGAUAUUAGCAAUAGGAUCCCCUCACUCUCUUCUCACGCCUUCUCUUCUAUCGACACGUCAAGUGCAGGCAGAUUGUGUAUGUUUUGUGGAAUCAAGCCUCGAUGGUUUGAUGCUACCACCGGCCAGGUAUUUGAUCAUUGUGGUAAUACAUGUAGAAAUGCGGCCAAAGGAAUGCCAGCAGCAGUAUCUCCAAGUUCAGCGCGCCAUCCGUCGCUGGGUGGCCUAUAUCCGUCGGUUUAUAAUGCACCACAGCUGGGACCUUACCCUUAUCCUCCUACUGAGCAAGGUCCAGAACCAAUGGGCCAAAAUCUUCCACCAUAUCCGAUUACGUAUGGUGUUAAUUCAUCAUGUGGCUCUGAGUAUCUACGAGACGCAUAUCCAAUAGGGUAUCACAUGGCCAAUCCAUAUCCUCUUCCAACCACCGCAUCGCCCAUCCAACCAAAUGGACCAAUAUGUGUCGUUCCUGGUUGCCAGAAGCCCGCUUGGUUGGCUCCGAAUGGAGUCCAUUCCUUAUUCUGUGGUAAAAGAUGUAGAGAUAAUAAUCCACACCUCCAGCAACCCGCACUGGCUGCAAAUGCAUACGGCUCUCUGAACCAUCUAGGCGCUGCAGUCGAGAAGGCAGGUUUAGGCACAAGAGCCUGUGUCAUCUGCAAGAUACGGCCGUACGAUCAAGUACGGAACAGUCUCUUCUGCUCACCGGCGUGUGUACACACCGCAGAAACGAUGGCUCCGGGGAUCAUCGAGAUACCCUCUGGUCACCCAAAAUUCAGAGAUGUCGCCAACCAGUUCGACACCAAGUGGACGCAUACAAACAUGGCGCCACAGACUGCAAAGUUCAUCUAUUUGAUCCUAAUAAACGCUGCUCAAAAUUUCUCGUACAACGCAUAUCGAGAUCGGGUCGAGCAAGAAGGUGGCUUUGCUACCAAAGGGCGGAUGCCAGGCAACGAAAGUCUAAGAUUCCAUGGCACCACCCGCGCUUGUUUACUUGGUGAUCCAGGAAACACGCAGCUCUGCUCAGACUCGACGUGUGGGCUGUGCGGUAUCAUUCGGACAUCUUUCGAUCUCAAGCUUUACAAAGGAAAGACUGGAUGGGGUCAAUUUGGUUGCGGCUUUUACACGUCUGCGACGUCGUCGAAAAGCGACUCGUAUACGAGUAACAAGAAGGCGUCGCAAUAUAAAGCCAUGCUGAUCAGCAAAGUCAUCGUCGGCAAUGGGUACAAGCUCACGAACAAUGCCACGCAGCUCACUGGCCCUCCUGCGGGGUAUCAUUCGGUCCUGGGCGAGCCAGAUACCGCAGGUGCGCUCAAUUACGACAAGCUGGUCGUAUACGACAACGACGCGAUUCGACCAGCGUACCUCGUUGUGUAUUAG
Messenger RNA from Serendipita indica DSM 11827, 2454 nucleotides. The record is from the annotation of a GenBank genome assembly. NCBI's taxonomy places the organism in Eukaryota, Fungi, Basidiomycota, Agaricomycetes, Sebacinales, Serendipitaceae.